Molecule: messenger RNA, 2289 nt
Organism: Colletotrichum aenigma
Lineage: Eukaryota; Fungi; Ascomycota; Sordariomycetes; Glomerellales; Glomerellaceae
Gene: TAF12
Product: Transcription initiation factor TFIID subunit 12
Exons: 2
Coding region: 1-2289 (762 amino acids)
Biological process (GO): RNA polymerase II preinitiation complex assembly; DNA-templated transcription initiation
Cellular component (GO): SLIK (SAGA-like) complex; SAGA complex; transcription factor TFIID complex
Molecular function (GO): DNA binding; protein heterodimerization activity; TBP-class protein binding
Source: RefSeq, a predicted model, not a curated record
AUGAACAAUCAAGGCCAGGCGGGCCAGCAAGGCGCUGCGGCCGGUCAAGCCGGACCCGGAGCCCAGCGACAGGCUCCAAUGUAUCGUCCCGAGAUGAUGCGAAACCUCCCGAUCCUCAACGAUGAAGAGAAAGCAAAGUACGAGCGCGGCCUUCGUCAGCUUUGGAACCAUUUCGAGAACCACCCCGAAGACUCGGCCCAGCAUCAAGAUGCCAAGAAGAAAAUCCAGGACUUCACCAAGAUGCUUCUGAAUAAGCUUCAGCAGCGUAGGUUGCAAGUCCAACAACAGCAGCAAGCCCAGCAGGCUGCGCAGCAACAGCAACCACAGCAAGCCGGCCAGCAAUCUCAGCAGACCCAGGCUGCUCAGGCGCCCACGCCCCAGCAACAACCCCAACAGGCACAGCCGCAAGCUCAGCAGCAGACCGCGAGCCAGAAUGCAGGCGGCGUGACUGUCAAGACAGAGCCAAAGACCGAAGGCACACCGUCGGCAACCGCAGAGCCGGCACAUGCCCCUACACCAGCGCCCGCUCCCGCCGCCGCACCGACUCCCGCCGCUGCCCAACAGCCGCAGUCGACCCCUUCCCAAUUCCCGGAGCACAUUCUGGCGCACAUCCGCCAGAUGACGUUCAACCCGCCGAUGACGAUCUCCGAGAAGGGCGCCGAGGCGGCGCAGCGAUGGUCGAACGACUUCAAGGCCAAGUACCUGAGAGCGUUGAUGCAGAUGGACAAUAACGGAAACCAGAUGAAGCGCAUCGACACCAUCAUCAAGGAGAGGCAGGACAGGGGAUCGCCGUACAGCGCGGAAGAGCUGAAGCAGAUUCAGAUCCGCCGAGAGCAUGCUCACAAGAUGUACCAGGAGGCGCACAAGUUUGUCGACGGUUUUCGUAAGAGUCAAGAAAACAUCAACAAGCAGCGCGCUGCCCUCGCUGGUCAGGCUGCUGCUGGUGCCCAAGGAGCCGCUCGGCCACCGCAACAGCAGCAGCAAGCUCAGCAACAGGCCCAGCAGCAGCAGCCGCAGCCCAGUCCGGCGGUGGCUACCGCGCAGACUCCGGCGACCCAGGCAGGUGCGCAGGCCAGCCCGGUGCCUGCCCAGGCGGGUACCCCUUCGAUGCAAACCCAAAACACGGCGGUGAAUGCAGCUAUCGAGGCUGCGAAAAAUCAGCAAAUGGCAGCUGCCGCCGCCGGACGUGCAACUCCCCAAAACCAGCAGGCGCAACAGGCACACCAGGCCCAGCAACAACAGCAGGCGCAACACCAGGCGGCUCAGCAGCAAGCGCAACAACAGCAGCAGCAGCAGCAGCACCAGGCACCUGCCCAAGCUCAAGCACCCACCCCGUCGGCUCCCACUCCGACUACUCAACCCGCGCAACCUCAACAACCUACCACUGUCGCACCGCAACAACACCAGCAGCAGCAAGCCAUGGCUCCCCAAGGUCAGCAACAGCCUCACCCUCCUCCCGUCAAUACGGCCAUCGCUUCCGUAUCUGCUGGAGGCGGGCUUCCCUCGGCAGGCACUCCCACCCAGAACCGUGUCGCGACUCCCCAGUCUGCCGCUCCUCUGGCGAACGGCCAAGCUCUCUCGCACUCUGCUGCCGUCUCGCGCGCAAACCAGCGUGUGAACUCACAGGUUGCGAUUCCUAUCCAGCAACAGCCUAACAACACCCCCGGAUCUGCCGGCGCACAGGGAGUCAUCAUGGGUGCCAACAACCAGCAUGCCCAUCCGACUCAGCCCACGCAGACGCUGCAGUCCAAGCUCCCGAUCCCGAAGCAGCUUCCCGAAAAGGCGACUGCCGUCCCGCAGCCUGUCGCAAUGAGUGGUGGUGCUGGAGCAGGCCGCCCUACCUAUACCGGAGGUAGUGGCAUUGCCGGUGGUGUCAUGGGCCAGCCCGCGAUGGCCAAGAUUCCAGCCUACCAGCAUGAGGCCGAAGGCGACCACGUUCUCAGCAAGAAGAAGCUCGAUGAGCUCGUCCGCCAGGUUUGUGGCGGAACCGGCGAGAGUCAGGACAACAACAUGCUGAUGCCCGAAGUUGAAGAGAGCGUCUUGACCAUGGCUGACAGUUUCGUCGACAACGUCCUCGAGACCGCCUGCCGUAACGCUAAGGAGCGCGGAUCCAAGGUUCUCGAGAUUCGCGAUAUCCAGCUCGUGCUUGAGCGCACCUACAACAUCCGUGUGCCCGGCUACUCAUCCGACGAAUUGCGCGCUGUUCGCAAGUUCCAGCCUUCCACGGCCUGGAUCACCAAGAUGAGCGCCAUCCAAGCGGCAAAGGUUACCUCCGGUAAGGGCGAGUAG